CAGCAUUCUUUAAAUGAGAUUUUAUAUUGAAUAACAACAUUAUUCAAGAAUUUGUAAUAUUUUAUUAUAUAUUUACAAAUUUUCAGAAUUUUUAAAUCAGAAGAAUUUACAAAAAAUUCUACAAUUUAAAGGAAAAUAGAUAUCUUUCUUGAGAAGCUCAGCAAAUCCUAAAAGCUUUUUGUGCAAAAAAAGUUGAAGAGAACCCUUUAUUUAAUGUACAUCAUUUGAGAAUAAAAGAAUUCUAGCUUCUUAGGAAUUAAGUUCAAUUUUUGUAAAAAUUUAAAAUACUUUAGAAAUAGUAAUUUGUUAAAUUGUAUAUUAAAUAAGCAAAAAUCUUAUAAUAGCCAGGUUAGAAAUUUAGGUUUUGUUCCUUUUGA
Messenger RNA from Paramecium sonneborni, 377 nucleotides. The record is from the annotation of a GenBank genome assembly. NCBI's taxonomy places the organism in Eukaryota, Ciliophora, Oligohymenophorea, Peniculida, Parameciidae.